AUGAUCGUAAUUGUCGACGACCGGCGCGCCGUGCUGGACGCGUAUCGGAGCAUGUUUUCGCGUAUUGGGUAUUCCGUUUACGGGAUGAAUUCAUCGGAAAUACAGGACUGGCUUGAGUCGUCACCUUCGGAAGAAGUGCAAACGAUCCAGUCUUUCUUGGUUGGACAAACAAACGACGAAGACACGCUGAUCAAUGCGCUGCGUGCCAAGACGCGCGUGCCGAUCAUCGCCAUGCUCGAGACCGGCUCCCUUGACGAGACCCUGCAGCGCUUCGACAUCGGCGCCGACGAUGUGGUGCGCAAGCCCGUCCAUGUCCGCGAGAUACUCGCGCGCAUCUCGGCCAUCCGCCGCCGCUCCGAGCAGAGCAAGACCUAUAUCGACUGCGGCCGGCUGCGCGUCUUCAUGGACGGGCGCGAUCCGCUCAUCGACGGCAAGCCCUUCCCGCUGCCGCGCCGGGAGCGCCGCGUUCUGGAGUAUCUGGCCGGCAAUGGCGAGCGCCGCGCCUCGCGCACCCAGGUCUACAACGCCGUCUACGGCGUGCUCGAAGACCAUGUCGAGGAGUGCGUCAUCGAGAGCCACAUCUCCAAACUGCGCAAGAAACUGACCCGCAUUCUCGGCGUCAACGUCAUCGAUUCGCGCCGUUAUCUCGGUUACCGGCUUUGCAUGGAUUCGCUGCGCACGCCGGUGCCGACCGCCCAGCCCGCCGCAGAGCAGCCUCAGGCAAGUUUGGUCGUGUAA
Messenger RNA from Effrenium voratum, 738 nucleotides. NCBI's taxonomy places the organism in Eukaryota, Dinophyceae, Suessiales, Symbiodiniaceae. The record is from the annotation of a GenBank genome assembly.